UUCUAUAUUAAAGAGCCAUUGGGAGAGCUGAACAUAUUCUCUCUGUGUCUAUUAUUGAUUGCACCAUUGUUUUACUCUUAUAUGCAUGCUGCCAGGCGUAUAUGGACCUUCAGUCAUUCAGUCUUGUUCCAGCGACAAUAAUACACUCAUACUUUAUAUGUCCGCUCGGUUACUACAUAACUUGAUGAUUCGAACUACAUAGCGCAACAUUUCACACAGAUAUUUAUAAGGAUUUUUUGUAUUUUUAUACUAAAUUUUACAAAACAAAGACAGUUUAGAGGACACAACGCAAUAACUUCAGCUGCCAAAAAGCAUAAUUUUUAUACGAUUUUUGAUUGGAGAAUUUUGAAGAUAUUUUUAUUGAGACGUUUUAGUGUUAAAUGGCCGCGACAAUGUUACAACAGUAUGGAGGAAACAUUGUCUACCUACCCGUCACAUCACCCCCAAUAAUUCCUCAGAUCACACCACAGAUCACAAAGGAAAUGAAAGUAAAUUGGGCCACAUCACCCGGAAAUGCACCAAAACAAGAUACAAGUAAACAUUUUCACAUAUUCGUUGGUGACUUGAGCCCAGACAUAGAAACACAUCUGCUUAGGGAAGCUUUUACACCAUACGGCGUGAUCUCAGACUGUAAAAUAAUUCGUGAUCCACAGACACUCAAGUCAAAAGGCUACGGUUUUGUCUCAUUUGUGAAAAAAGAGGAAGCAGAAAAUGCAAUACAGGGCAUGAGUGGUGCAUGGAUCGGAACCAGACCUAUUCGCACAAAUUGGGCCACCCGGAAACCCCCUGCACCCACCACUAAAGAAAAUACAAUCAAAGCCCUAGAUUAUCAAGAAGUAUAUGAGCAGACCAGUGAAAGCAACCAUACAGUGUAUGUAGGUGGCCUAGGAGCCGGCCUCUCAGAGGAAUUAAUUCAAAAAACAUUUGGAGUAUAUGGAAAUAUACAAGAGAUUCGAGUAUUCAAAGACAAGGGUUAUGCAUUUGUUAGGUUUUCCAAUAAAGAAUCAGCGUGCAAUGCUAUAGUAACAGUACAUGGUACAGAGAUCAAGGGCCAAGCGGUGAAAUGCUCAUGGGGGAAAGAGUCUAAUGAAAGUAAUGCACCAGGAGGUGGCGAGAACCAAUUCCAACAAGCCCAGGGUCAAGCUUCAUACUCAAGCGGGCCUGGCUUUGGUAAUUACCAAAUGAGUGGUCAGAUGGGAUAUCCAUCAUGGUACCAGCAACAAGGGGGCUACCAACAGGGAGGCUAUGGAACUCAAAUGGGAGCCGCACAAAUGGGAGCGGCUGCAGGGCAGUAUGGCCAAUAUGGCUAUCCUUACAAUAUGGCUGGUAUGCAAGGGGCAGGUCCCAACUAUGGGGGGCAGAUGGCUAUGCAGCAACAACAGGCACCACAACAGUAUAAUGGUCAGCAGCAGCAGCAAGGAAUGAUGGGAUACCCAGUGCAGCAAGGUCUGUAUUCAGUACUCAUACCCAUAUAGAUGAUUACCAAUAACAGAGGGGCAUCUAGGAGAUUCAUCAGAUAUAGCCAUUCACACAGUAAACAUCAUGGCAGACAGGGACUGACCUAUAAUGUUAUGGAAAUUUCCACUGAGAAUGAAUGGAAAAUUCCACUGGUUCAGAUGGAAUUUUCCACUGCAGUUUUAUCACUCCUAGCAUGCAGAGCACUGGAAACUUCCAUGGCUAGCCAGCAAGGCAGACUAUCUAUUUAAGAAAGGCUGUGGAAAGUCUUUAGAGCAAGAUAUAAAUUUGUAAAAUAGUCUUGACUGUACAAUGAAGAUUAUAAUAAGCUAUUUUGCCACCGGGCUGGUGAAAAAA
Owenia fusiformis is the source of this 1812-nucleotide messenger RNA. The record is from the annotation of a GenBank genome assembly. Lineage: Eukaryota; Metazoa; Annelida; Polychaeta; Sabellida; Oweniidae.